This is a messenger RNA of Hibiscus syriacus, 1282 nucleotides long. Its product is annotated as serine/threonine-protein phosphatase PP1 isozyme 9-like. Gene Ontology annotation, cellular component: cytoplasm; nucleus. The coding region runs from base 92 to 1282 and encodes 396 amino acids. Gene Ontology annotation, molecular function: protein serine/threonine phosphatase activity. NCBI's taxonomy places the organism in Eukaryota, Viridiplantae, Streptophyta, Magnoliopsida, Malvales, Malvaceae. The transcript has 4 exons. The record is from RefSeq and is a predicted model, not a curated record.
UAACCAUUUUUCCUCGCACAUUAUUUGAAAAAAAAAACAAAAAUCGAGUCGGAUUAUCCAUAAUUUCCCAGGAAAAUUUGGUAGCUUUGUGAUGAUGACGAUAGAGGGAGUAAUGGAUACGGCGGUAUUGGAUGAUAUAAUACGGAGGUUAUUGGAGGGGAAAGGAGGGAAACAGGUUAAGCUUUCGGAGGGAGAGAUUCGGCAGCUCUGCAUUAAUGCUAAGCAGAUCUUCAUUUCUCAGCCUAAUCUUCUUCAGAUCAGUGCUCCCAUUCGAAUCUGUGGUGAUAUUCAUGGACAAUACCAAGAUUUAUUGAGGGUAUUCGAGUACGGUGGAUAUCCACCGGAAUCAAACUAUUUGUUCCUUGGGGAUUACGUAGACCGGGGCAAGCAAAGCUUGGAGACAAUAUGCUUGCUUUUGGCCUACAAAAUUAGAUACCCGGACCGGAUUUUUCUCUUGAGAGGGAACCACGAAGACGCCAAGGUGAACCGGAUCUAUGGGUUUUAUGAUGAGUGUAAAAGGAGAUUUAACGUCAGUCUUUGGAAACUUUUCACCAACUGCUUUAACCAUUUGCCCGUGGCUGCACUCAUCGAUGAGAAGGUGCUUUGUAUGCACGGCGGGUUGUCGCCGGAAUUGGAAAAAUUGGAUCAGAUCAAGGAGAUUGAGAGGCCGACGGAAGUUCCCGAUGGAGGUCUUCUAUGUGACCUACUCUGGUCCGACCCUAAUCCGAACGUAGAGGGAUGGGCAGAUAGUGAUCGAGGCAUUUCGUGCACUUUCGGUGCUGAUAUUAUCGCUAACUUCUUGGAUAAGAAUGACCUCGAUCUUAUUUGUCGUGGUCACCAAGUAGUGGAGGAUGGGUACGAGUUUUUUGCUAAUAGGAAAUUAGUAACAAUAUUUUCAGCUCCAAACUACGGUGGAGAUUUUGACAAUGCUGGUGCUCUAUUGAGUAUUGAUGAAGCUCUUGUGUGCUCCUUUGAGAUAUUGAAACCAGCAGUGCCAAGCAAUAAGGCCAAUUUAAAGAAGUUUGGUUUUUAUCUCAAAUUGAAUUCGAACCAACUUCUGAACCGGAAGUUCGAGUUUCUUGCAACUCGAACCAAGUUUGGGUUUAUUAGACCCCCUAUGCAAUGUAUCAUUAACUCUGUUGCAUCUAUGUUCAACAGCCACAAAAGAUCGGAACAACCUGAUGCGCCCGUGAACCAAGAAGUUUCCGGUAGGGAUAUCGUUGUUCGACACAUCGGAAAUCUCGGCAAGCUUGAUCGGAAAACUGUAUUUCGGUUUUCUUAG